This is a messenger RNA of Lycium barbarum (goji berry), 2118 nucleotides long. RefSeq lists its product as uncharacterized. The record is from RefSeq and is a predicted model, not a curated record. Gene Ontology annotation, molecular function: protein binding. NCBI's taxonomy places the organism in Eukaryota, Viridiplantae, Streptophyta, Magnoliopsida, Solanales, Solanaceae. The transcript has 9 exons. The coding region runs from base 16 to 2091 and encodes 691 amino acids.
UAUACAGUAGUAAUAAUGAUGAAUGCAUUUAGGAAAAUGCAAAGGUGGAAAAAGGGAGAGAGCAAUAAGGAUCAUGCUGAGGGACCACCUUCCAGCACAAGGGCAAGUAUCAAGAGAAAGUUCAAUGAAGUUGGAGAUAAUUGUAAUUCUGUUUCAACUAAACUUGGGGGUGUUGCGAAGGACAAGGACAGCGCACCCCACGAAAAUUCAUCCAAGUGCAAAAGUAAACCGACCAAGUUGCCAGAAAAACGUUUACUAGAACUUAUUCUCGACGUGCUGCAAAGGAGGGACACCCAUGAAAUAUUUGCAGAACCAGUUGAUCCCUUUGAGGUCGAAGACUAUUAUGAAAUCAUUAAAGAGCCUAUGGAUUUUGGUACAAUGAGGGCUAAGCUUCAUGAAGGAAUGUAUCAAAAUCUUGAACAGUUUGAGCAUGAUGCAUUUCUGAUUCCAAAAAAUGCGAUGCAUUUCAACGCCUCCGGUACUGUCUAUUUCAGACAGGCUCGUGCUAUAUAUGAACUAGCUAAGAAUGUAUUUCAUGUCCUAAAAACUAAUCCCGGAAACUUAGAAGUGGAAUUUCCGGUGACUAGACGAAGAUCGAUGAGGAGAUUGCAGAAUGAGGCCACGGAUAUAAGACACUCUCGAGAUGUUGUACCAGAUGGUUCCCGUAAUGUUUCUUCCAAAAACAUCAGACUUGGUCCAAGUGUUCCAUCAACAUUUAGGAGAAGCAGCAAAGAAACACCUUCAUUAACCACCAAUGCUACUGCUCCUAUUGACAGUGCAUUCUUGUUAGGUAAUAGACAUGGUCAAAGGUUGUCUUCUCUUGAUGCUGGUCAUCGUUCUACAUAUGAAUCUUUCAGGCCUUCGCCUUACCAUGAGACUAGCUCAUUUAUGUGUAACAAGAAUCCCCAGUUACUAAUUCUUAACAGGAAUGCUAGUUACAGAGAGAGCUUGAUGUCAUUUGCAAAAGAUUUAGGACCAAUAGCACAAAUGGUUGCCAACCGGAAACUGCAAGUGAACCAUUCAUUUCUUCCCUAUCACAUAACUACAAGUCUAAACAAUGCAGUUGAUCAGCCUCCAACGUGCUUGGGAUUCGCUGCCUUUGCUACAGUACAAAGUCAAUCUAAUACUGAAGUAUCAACCUCAUCCCAGAAACCGUCUAGUCCUGUUCGAGGAUUUGGCUCAUUGCUCAAAAGCACCAGUGAUAAGAUUGAUCUGACUAAUGCUGCAAAGGGAGAUGAGACUUGCAAAAUAGCUGGCAUGAGCAGUCAGAAAGACCCCCUUCCUCGUACAGAAAAUUCAGAGAAGAAAAGUACAUCAAUUUUGUGGUACAAAAGGAAUGUUCAUAAAGUAACAGAAGUAGCGGCCAAGAAAACUCAAAAUGGUAGCGAGAGAAGAGAGAAUAAGUUGGGCACUCAGAUCUCUACUAAUGGGACAUCUGGAGAUAUAAAGAAACUUGGCAAAAAAAGUGCUAAGGUGGAAGCAAUCAAAGCUCUGCCAGUUGUACUAGCUCUAGAGCAACCUCGUUCAAGUCUAUCUGAGUUGAAGUGGAGAAACAAGAAGAGUUCCAAUCCCACAUCACGUAUCACACGAUCACAAAACAAGAUUGUAGAGUCCAAUGUCACUGGGACUAUUCCAGAUCAAACCAAAAAUAACGGCUUUGGAUCAAAGCACAAAAACAAAGAAGCUAUUUGUGAUCAAAACAACAAUGUUGGUAGCAGCAGCAACAGAAGUUUUGUUGAGCCAAUGAGCCAAUCUUUGGAGUUGAAACUGAACAACACGAUUCCUGUAGUGCCAUCUCCAGCAAGAGCUAGCUCCAGGUUCAUUUUUGAUAUGCCAUUCUUGAAAGCUCAGCUAAAUAAAAUGAAUCCAGUAGGGAAAAAUGACAUGUCACAGGUAUCAAGAGAUAACAUGGAGAGGUCCUUGUAUGGUCGGGGAAGUUAUAAUAAGAUGGGAAGGGAAGUAAAUCCAUCAGUGUCUCUACAGGACAAACCAAACACUCCGCAGACCAUGCCGUCUUUUAUUUACAAUAAUCAAUCAUCAUACUGUUCAUUAUUAGCUCCAUUAGACACUGACUUGGCCCUUCAGCUCUGAGUUAGCCUGAACAAAUGCUGUUAAUUU